Pungitius pungitius (ninespine stickleback) is the source of this 1126-nucleotide messenger RNA. RefSeq names its product DnaJ (Hsp40) homolog, subfamily C, member 8 (gene dnajc8). Bases 54 to 809 code for a protein of 251 amino acids. The record is from RefSeq and is a predicted model, not a curated record. The transcript is spliced from 9 exons. NCBI's taxonomy places the organism in Eukaryota, Metazoa, Chordata, Actinopteri, Perciformes, Gasterosteidae. Gene Ontology annotation, cellular component: nucleus.
CGUCAUGGUCACGUGAUGCUACUACGUCACAUGUAAAUCAGGGGGGGGGGAAGAUGGCGUCCGCCGGAGGAGAACCUUCUACUGAAAAUGUGUCGGAUGAAUUGUUUCAAAACUUUUACACGGAGGUGAAGCAGAUUGAGAAGAGAGACUCUGUGCUGACCUCCAAGCAGCAGAUUGAGAGGCUGCUCAGACCCGGCUCAUCCUACUUCAAUCUUAAUCCUUUUGAGGUGCUGCAAAUUGAUCCUGAGGCAACAGAUGAUGAAUUGAAGAAAAGAUUUCGGGCGUUGUCCAUUUUGGUUCAUCCAGACAAAAAUCAAGAUGAUCAAAUCCGAUCACAGAAAGCCUUUGAAGCUGUGGACAAGGCAUACAAACUCCUACUGGAACCAGAACAGAGGAAGAGGGCCUUGGAUGUGAUCCAUGCGGGACAGGAAUAUGUGGAGCAUUACGUAAAGGAGAAAAAGAAACAGUUAAAGAAGGAUGGGAAGCCAUUGGAUAUGGAGGAGGAUGACCCUGAAAUGUUUAAGCAAGCCGUGUACAAACAGACCAUGAAGCUCUUUGCAGAGCUGGAAAUCAAGAGGAAGGAAAGGGAAGCAAAGGACAUGCACGAAAGGAAAAGGGCAAGAGAGGAAGAAAUUGAGACUGCAGAGAAAGCAAAGCGGGAUAGAGAAUGGCAGAAAAACUUUGAGGAAACAAGAGAUGGGCGUGUGGACAGUUGGAGGACCUUCCAGGCCAAAGGCAAAAAGAGCAAGGAAAAGAAGAACCGGUCCUUCCUCAAGCCCCCCAAAGUUAAGAUGGAACAGAGGGAAUGAUGCUGUAAAGUGGGAUCGUUAAAACCCACUCUAUUAAAAACUUGAGUUCUGUGUGUCCUCAUCUCGUCGUCUGCAGUCCACUGUGAAGUCGUCAUCACAGUCAUUGGGAUACUUGUCGUACGAAAAAUUUCUCAUCCUGACAAACGUAGUUUUGUACUUGGUUUUCUAAUGUACAUAUCUGUGAUCUGGACCCAGAGAUCACACCUGCCUCAUGUAAGAAAGAAACAUGGAUCUUCCAUAAGUGAUGAAUAAUGUGGUUUGUGAUUGUUUUUGUUCUUUAUUUUUUUUAAUUAAAUAAAGCUUGGUGUUAAAGCCUA